AUGGCCAAGCGAAACAUUCUGUUGAUGAUCGCCGACGACCUUGGGAAGCAACUGGGCUGCUAUGGAAACUCGAAGAUUCAAACGCCUCAUCUUGAUCAACUGGCACGUGAUGGCACCAGGUUUGAUCAAGCCUUCACCAGCACGGCAUCAUGUAGUGCGAGUCGCUCCGUGAUUUAUACAGGUCUUCAUACCCACCAGAAUGGGCAGUAUGGCCUUCAUAACGGGCGCCAUCAUUUUACCACAUUUGAUCACGUCGAAACAGCCCCCGCGCUCUUUUCACAGCACGGAUAUUUGACCGGAUUGAUUGGAAAAGUUCAUGUUGGGCCUUCCUCGGUGUAUCCAUGGGAGACGUGCGCCGAAAGUGAUAGUCGCAAUGUUGCCAACGUGGCAGACCAGGCCUCUGCAUUCUUCAAACGCUCCGUAUGCGAGGAAUCUCCAUUUUUCUUGACCAUCGGGUUCAUUGAUCCGCAUAGGGACCUGACUCGUUCGGGAUUUGGUAAUAAUAGCCAGUAUGAUCCCCGGGUGAAGCAGAUUGACUACUCUCCAGAGGGAAUCGCGGUGGAGCCAUUUGUGAAUGAUCUACCGGGCGUCCGAUUUGAAUUUGCUGAGUAUUAUCGAUCCAUCUCGCGCCUCGAUCAGGGCGUAGGCAUGGUUCUGGAGGAACUUGAGAAGAAUGAUCUUGCUGAGGAUACCCUGGUGAUCUUCAUGAGUGAUAAUGGUCCUCCCUUUAUCAACUCCAAAACAACUUUAUACGAUGCCGGCAUCUGUCUACCCCUACUUAUCAAGUGCCCUGGCUCCGAGGCCGGGAUAGCGAACCCUAACAUGGUAUCUUAUAUCGACAUUUUACCCACUCUGCUAGACUGGGCAAACCAUCCAAGUCCGGAGCACCCGGCACGCCUGGGCCGUUCUUUACUCCCCAUUCUCUCUCAAUCCUCGCAGAUCGACUUCUGGGAUCAAGUAUUUGGUUCCCAUACCUUUCAUGAGAUCACCAACUACUGGCCAACCCGUUUCAUGCGCAAUCGCCGGUUCAAGUAUCACCGCAACAUUGCCUGGCGUUUGGACUUCCCGUUUGCUGCUGAUAUUUACGGCUCCCUCGCCUGGGAGGACAUCCGUAACUCUGACAUAAGCCCCAAGAUGAUUGGGAAACGCCCGCUCAAGAACUAUUUUUUUCGCCCCCCAGAGGAGCUGUACGAUAUCCAGGCGGAUCCUCACGAAGUAUGCAACCUGGUCAAUAAUCCGGAAUAUGGCCCGGUUUUGGAUGAGAUGCGCUUGGCGGUUGAACAAUGGCAGCGGCGGACUGAGGAUCCCUGGCUCUUUCGUGAUGGAGUUUCCAUGCUCCUUGUGCGACAACAUCUUGCAGCUGGAUUGGAAGUUCCCGAUCGUUUUGACUUUAAUGAACGAGAACCCGAAAGCAAAGGCCAGGUCAUCUUUGAUUCGAAGCUGGCAUGGGGCCCUGCUGUCGACUCUGGAUUGGUGGAAUGA
This is a messenger RNA of Penicillium macrosclerotiorum, 1482 nucleotides long. Its product is annotated as sulfatase family protein. Gene Ontology annotation, molecular function: arylsulfatase activity. The transcript has a single exon. The record is from RefSeq and is a predicted model, not a curated record. Bases 1 to 1482 code for a protein of 493 amino acids. Lineage: Eukaryota; Fungi; Ascomycota; Eurotiomycetes; Eurotiales; Aspergillaceae.